This is a messenger RNA of Diabrotica virgifera virgifera (western corn rootworm), 5909 nucleotides long. RefSeq names its product bestrophin-2 (gene Best2). The transcript has 12 exons. Bases 203 to 2581 code for a protein of 792 amino acids. NCBI's taxonomy places the organism in Eukaryota, Metazoa, Arthropoda, Insecta, Coleoptera, Chrysomelidae. Gene Ontology annotation, molecular function: chloride channel activity. The record is from RefSeq and is a predicted model, not a curated record.
CAGUACCCCACUAUGCACCUGUGCUCACCUACACCGUUGAUUGUUAACAACCCGCUUGCUUGCUAGUUAGUCUAUGUACAACAACGGAGGUGGUACCGCGCUUCUUCUCGAUGUCCGUUUACGGUACCAUUUGUUGGAUCGUUGUUACAUGGUGUUUGUGAAGUGAGUGCAAAAGGGCUAAGCCCUUUGUGAUAAUAGUAAAAUGACCGUCACGUAUGGGGGGCGAGUGCCAAACGGUAGUACCUUCGGAUGUUUCUGGAAAGUUCUAGGAAUAUGGAGAGGGAGCGUGUACAAAUUAGUGUGGAGAGAACUUUUAGCUUAUUUAUUUUUAUAUUAUGUGAUAAAUUUUAUUUAUAGGUUUGCAUUAACUCCUCCUCAACAGAGGAUAUUCGAAAAAAUUCGGCUAUAUUUUGGUCAACAGAGUGAGACGAUACCAAUGUCUUUCGUGUUAGGUUUUUAUGUAUCUUUAGUGGUAGGAAGGUGGUGGGACCAGUACAAAUUGCUGCCUUGGCCUGAUACUCUUGCCUUGUUCCUCAAUGCGGGCAUUCCAGGCGCGAAUGAAAGACAAAGACUGAUGAGAAGAACUAUAGUAAGGUACGCCGUUUUAGCUUAUGUUAUAACAUUACAAAGGAUAUCGCUUAGGGUAAAGAAGAGGUUUCCAACUUGGCAACACGUUGUAGAUUCAGGUUUGAUGAUGGAAAGCGAAAAGAAAAUUUUCGAGCUGAUGGACGGUAGGACGCCGAUGUCAAAAUAUUGGAUGCCGCUUGUUUGGGCUACGAACAUCAUUAACAGAGCUAGGAAGGAGUCCAUAAUAGGGAGUGACCAUAUAGUACAAACGCUUUUAAUGGAACUGUCUGAUAUAAGAAGAAGGCUGGGAGGUUUGAUAGGAUAUGAUACUGUUAAUGUCCCGUUAGUUUAUUCUCAAGUAGUCUCACUGGCAUUAUAUGUGUAUUUCUUAGCCCAAUUAUUUGGGCGUCAAUUUGUUCCGUAUGCAGACAAAGAAGACUUGGGAAAAUGGGAUAAUGUGGAUAUGUACUUUCCAUUCUUUACAGCAAUUCAGUUUUGCUUCUACGUUGGAUGGUUAAAAGUAGCCGAAGUAUUGAUCAAUCCCUUUGGUGAGGACGACGAUGAUAUCGAACUGAAUUGGCUCAUCGAUAGGCAUAUCAAGGCUUCCUACAUGAUUGUUGACGAAAUGCACGAAGAACAUCCUGAAUUACUGAAGGACCAAUAUUGGGACGACAUAAUUCCAAAAGAACUUCCUUACACAGUAGCUUCUGAGCAUUAUCGACGAGAAGAACCCAAAGGUUCUGCAGAAAAUUACAAGAUAAAGGCUCAAGAUGCUGUUUAUGCCAACGUAAUGAGUCCGCAUCCGAAGAAAUCUCUAAUUCCCGAGGACAUGUAUGCUGAUUAUGAAAGUGUUGAUACGCCCAUAGUAGAGCGAAGGAAGAGCAACUGGUUUUCUAGACAGAUAUCCAGAACAGGCAUGGGUUCGAUUAGAUCUGCUUCAACAGCCUAUUCUUCGGGAGGUCUUUUUGGUCGGCAUAGAUACUCUGUGGAUGUUAAUCCUGAAAAUGGCCAGUUACCAGGAAUGCCACCGCCUAAAAUGUCCAUCGCCGACAGAUUUGUAGGAAGAAAAAGUGGGAGGACUAGGAAUUUGAAACCAAUAAAAACUACAGGAAUCCCUGUCAAGAAUCGACCUCGAAUUCCUACUCCAGACGUAACGAAAGAAGUUUUAGAACGAGAAAGUAAGCUAACACAAAGCGCAAGUAACAUCCAAAAUCAAAUGUCUGGGGUGACACUAAUGUCACAACAGUUGCCAGCAGGGUAUCAUCCUUCAUACCCUACGGUAGAUGUUCCGCUUGUACAGGUGGUUCUAUCACCAAUCCAAGAACUCGACGGCACUGGUUCGGUGAACAACACGUUGCACCCCAAUCAACCCGGCACUGCUGCACUAGCACAAGCUAUACUUUCUCCCGGCCUUGGCCCAGUCCUUACCACACCAGUUAGUGUACCUAUGACUGUUUCACAGCUUACUUCCCUCCAGUUGGCGUCGCAUCCCAACAGUCCCUUACUGGCAAGAGCAUUCGAUCAACAAAAUCUGAGGAGUCCUGCUUUUAUACAGGCUUUCGAAGCACCUAUUAAAACACCAAUGACACCUCACACGCCCCUCACGCUCACAGAAGUACAAUCAGAAGAAGAAAUCCCGACGAUCAAUAGGAGAAACAAUGAUUCCCCAGCAUCAGACGCAUCCCACGCUUCAAAGGGAUCGAUAGCUUCGAACACAACAGCUUCAGUUACCUCCAAUAAGUCUCUAGAUCUGCCCGCGGCCGAAACCGAUACAGACACAGUUGCUUUGAGCAAUUUCGAUGGAUUGCCCAAUCUAUCAACACCAAUCGCUCAAAGAAAAACCGAUACCCAAAGCUCAGCUAGUUCUAAGGAAGAACAUUCUUUAAGUCCCAGUGCUUCGGCACCAAAUUCCCUUGCAUCGCUCGGUGCUAGCUUAGCAGCUGACAGAAUAAGAAAAAUAUCUUCACAGAGUGCUGUUGAGAACGCUUCGAAAAAGAGAGAAGUGUAUGUAUGAUGAUAGACACGAAUUAGUGCACAGACUGUGACUAAAAAGGUGCUAUUGGUAGGAAAAAUUGUUUUGUACAAAAUGUGUUACUGUAAGGACGUACUGUGAAAACAUUGUGGUCUUUCUGGUUUCUACAUAUUUUCUAUGAAAAGAUAAUUUUAGAACAAGGUUGGAAAUACCAAAGUGAUUAUAAGGAAUAUACCUAUCAUCUUUAUAAAAAAUUACAAAAUGUUUUUUAGAAAAUAUUCUAAACACUAAAACUAUUCUUAAUCCCUAUGUCAAAUACAAAUAAGAAAUAUAAUCCUCUACCAACACUAAUCAAAUAUUUAUUACCUACUGGUUAUUUUAUUUCUCAUUAUUUAUAUCGCUCCAAUAUUUCUAUUUUUAUUUUUUUUAUCUAUAAUAUAAAAAAUAUGUUUCAUUUUAUAUAGCAUUUCUGUAAUUUAUCAACGAAUUUUAUACAUUUUAUUGUCUUUUUUUGUUGUAUCGAUCAAUAAUCUUAUAUUAUAUACACACAAACAAGUGAUUUUCUUACUAAAGCUUCUUAGCUAAAGGAAAAAUUUGCUAUACACAUUACUAUGUAGGCAACUCACAGUAUCCGCCAAUACAAAUCCCACCAUCAAAAAUCUUCGCGCCAGCCUUUACGCAAGCGCAACUCCAGCGAACCUUGAAAUGAACGCUCCAUAGCUUUAAAAAGAAUUCUUUUAAGCAUUAAACUGUGGUCUAAGAGGCAAACUCAUACGAAAAUGUACUAGCCUAAAGCAGCUUAAAUUAAUUUAUCUAUAAACAUUCAUUGCUAUGCAAAUACAUAUUAUAUCUUGGGACGUAUAAGUGCCGACGGUUUCGAACCUUGCCAACUAUACGCCUCUCUCUCUCUCUCUCUCUCUCUCUCUCUCUCUCUCUCUCUCUCUCUCUCUCUCUCUCUCUCUCUCUCUCUCUCUCUCUCGCUCGCUCGCUCUACUAUUACUUUAUUAAGCAAACGUCCUUGAUGAAUUUGGAAAUAUUUGCUGUAAAUACCUACUGUAAUUAGUCGCCUAUAAGACCACAUCGUUUAUGAUUACUUGCCGUAGGUACCAGAUUUUUAAAAUAUUUUCUAUUUUGUCUCAGAUUCUUUUACUGGACAGUUUUUUGUGAAAAUGUUUGUGUAACCCACAGAGUUCUAUUAAAUAAACUUGAGGUUGAACUCACUAUGAUCUUAUUAAGACAAAAUUAAAGCCGGCUAAAGGGCGCUAUUUUUCAGCGGAAAAAAUUAAGGGGGCAAUUUCUGAUUGAAAAUAAGAAAAUUUUGAAAGAUCUUACUUAUGUUAACUUUAUUUAUGAUCUUUAUCAUGGAAUAAUGAAGUUUAGGACUUGCUUUAUCCACUUGAACUUGUAAGCAAACAAAACGAUUGUUUGGAGAAACAAUUACAAAAAUGAUACCUGAAAUGUUCAAUUAUACACAAUUCUAAAUUUUUCAAACCUUUUUCAAAAUUUUUAAGUGUUUUGAAUUCAUAUUUUGUGGUUACAGUCCUUACAUUGGUGUUGCAGCCCUUACAUUCAAGUAAUAUCUUCUUUUCUUAUCAUGAAAUAGUCUAUUUUGGAAGUGAUUUUGUCCACUUUUGUACUUAAUAAGUUGAGUUUCUCUCAUUUGAAAGAGUUUAUUAACAAUCGCCAUAUCUAAUGAUGUUGCUAAUCCAAGCAUAUUAUCUCCAGCUUCAUUUCUAGUUUCAAAACCUAGUCCGCGUAUUGCUUCAUAUCCUGUCUUGGAUUGGUUCACAUUAAAAUCAUCUCCUAUUAUAACUUUAUCCUCUGAUGGAAUAUCAGUAUGUCUCUUAAUUGAUCAUAGAAAGCUCUUUCAUUCUCACCCAGCCCUGUGCGAGGAUCAUACACACACCCAUCCAAUACUUCUUUAUCAAUUACAAAUUUCACUGACAUUAGUCUAUCACUCGUUCUUACAACUUCUACUACGUUAUCUUUUAUUUCACUGUCAGCAAUUAACUCCAUUCCUAGUGUUAUUUUUCCCCAUAUAAUACCCCAAUUUGUAUCCUUCUUCUAAUUCUUUGGCCCUUUCCAGCUAGUUUCUUGAAAGCAAGCAAUUUGAACUCGCCUUCGUUUCGCAUCUACUAACUCCACACUCUUACCUGUCAGACUACCAAGAUUCCAAGACCAUAUUUUAAUUUUUCUAACCUCUAAUGGUGUUCCCCCUGAAAUAAUGUUGACCUGGAAAUCCGAACGUAGACUCAUUUUGCUUCUGAAACAUUUUAGCUCAGGAGAUGCCAUCAUUUCAGUUUUAUUGCAUUGGAUACGGUCUUUUCAUUAUUAUGGCCUGAAAAGAUGCUUUUUCCUUUUCUAUCAGCAUCAUAUCCUGCACUAUUUAGCCAACACACCACCACUGCAACCAAAGUACAGUAUUGCCCCACACCCGCUUGCAUUUUUCUGUAUAGGCCAGAAUCCCUAAUGCAAGGACUGCUUUAGAAAUGUAUUGUUGCCCGUAUCCCACCACUAGGAGCCACGUACUUGAUUUGGGAUACAGAUUUCCUAAAAGACUAAUAAAAUAAAAAAACUGACUUCGAAAGAUAUGAAAAAAUGACACGGCUAGAAUAAAAUAAUAAACAAAGGAAACUAGGCUGGGAAAAAUGAAAUUAAUAUAAUCUACAGCUUUCUUUUAAUGUAGAUAUAAUAUAUAAACUGUAUUGAAAUUAUUUUCUCAGUAGUGCUCACCAAACCAUUUAAACAACAGUAAAGAAUAUAUGUAGCUAGGUUACUGUAAAUAAGCAUUAAAAAACAAUAAAUUAAAGCAUUUUCUAAUUUUAUUACAAAAACUAAUUUUACUUGUUAUCUUGUUAAAAGAAACUGCUAAUAAAGUAUGGAAUUGUGAUAUUUUUAGAUUGUACGACUUGCAAAACGUUAGUCCAUGCUAUUCACCAAAUGUUAUUGAGGGUUAUGUAUUUAUAAUGUAUAAAUUUUUAACAUUUUAUUCAAAGUGAUUUUAAAACACAUUAAUAUCAUAAAUAGAUGCCAUUUGUUUUAUCAUUUUAUCCGUAUUUAGGUAUUAAAUAUUGUUUUAUACGUUGUAAAAAUAUCAAUAAUUAUGUAUUGUAUUUUUGAAACUAUGUUACUCGGAUUGUUGAUAUUCAUUUAUUUUGUUUAUCUGUGAUUUGUAACUGUAACACAUUUUAAUAUGUUAUGAUCAAUAAUGAAUUUUGUAUUUAAACAAAUGUAAAUUGAUAACAAACGUAAAUUUUUAAAUACUUUACUGUAAGACUCAUAUCAUCCACGUCUUAAAACAUGACACGAACAUACAUGUACAUAAUAUAUAUUACCAGUUGGGAAUAAAAGUUGGUUUAAAUUUAAAGAA